Molecule: messenger RNA, 1980 nt
Organism: Paramacrobiotus metropolitanus
Lineage: Eukaryota; Metazoa; Tardigrada; Eutardigrada; Parachela; Macrobiotidae
Exons: 5
Coding region: 6-1031 (341 amino acids)
Source: RefSeq, a predicted model, not a curated record
CGUGCAUGGAGAAACAUCUUAACACCAAAUGCGAACAUGCGGAUUGUGAACGUGCCAUUACUGGUACCUGGUGCACGCCGGAAAUUUUGAAAGCGCUUGACUGUGGAUAUGGCGUAGUCAAAAUCUUUGAAGUCUGGCACUUUGACAAGCAUGAAGACCGACUGUUCGAAGGUUAUAUUAAUCAGUUCCUUAAAAUCAAAACGGAGUCCAGUGGAUGGCCCGCAGAAAUUCAGACGGAAGCGCAGAAACAAAAGUACAUUGCGGAUUUUAAAGAACACGAAAACGUUGAUUUGGACUAUGAAAAAAUAAAUUCGAAUCCAGGUUUAAGGGCACUAGCCAAGCUGUGUUUGAACAGUUUUUGGGGCCGCCUGGGAAUGCAGGACAACAAAUUGAACACCAUGUAUAUCAGUGAACCUGAAAAGUUUUACAGUAUGCUAUUGUCGGGAAAGCACCACGUGAAUUCUUGGGAUUUAUUCACGGAAGAAAUUGUUCAAAUUACGUACACAACCGAACCCGGAUUUGUCGACCGUAAUCCUAAUACGAACGUCAUUCUUGCAGCAUUUACUACCUGCUGGGCGCGACUACAUUUACUGAAGUUUAUGGAGAUGGUUGAAGGUCGACUGCUGUAUUUUGAUACCGACUCAAUAUUUUUUGUGACUCGUCCGGGAGCUGUUGAUCCUCCUACCGGAAUUUUUCUCGGUGAUUUAACAAACGAAUUGAAGCCAGGACAAUACAUAACACAGUUUGUCAGUCUGGGAGCCAAAACCUAUGCCUACGUUACCAACGAUGGGGCCAGCGUUGUCAAAGUUAAAGGUUUCACCAUAAACGGACGCACUAGCGAGCAGAUCAACUAUACAACGAUGCUGGACAUGCUGGAAAACCGCAACGUAGUCGAUAUAUUGUAUAAACCAUGGAGUUUCUUGACUUGUUGGCACAAAAACGACCGCAAGGAGGAUUUACAAAGCGAAAACGCCCAGGAGCCGAAGACGAUACCAACCCGGAAGCAAAGAAAGCUAAAGGUGGCGCACUAAUAGAAGGUACGCCAACGCAUCCACGCUUUGCUUUUACACAGAACGGCAAGCCGGUUUAUCGACUGGGCAACGACAAGUUCGUGUAUGUUGGUACGAAUACGGACGCAAAGAAAAGUACGAUUCGCGUUGUUUUCGGGGAAUGGAAAGAACAGCCUGAUAACUCCUGGAAAGCGACUUGGGGGAAAAACAUUGUGCUCUCCAAGAAAGGAUUUCUCCGUUUGGCGGCUCUUAUGCUGACUGGAAAAUCCGACAUGGACGAGACUGCCCGCGCCAGUUCAGCAGAAACAGGGAGGUUGACACCAUUGUACUUACUAGAUGGAAGUAUGUAUUUUGGUUGGAGUCGUUUCAGCAACGCAAACGUGGCUACGAUUCGUCGAUUCAAUGUGAAAGCUGGCGACAUGGUCCCGACCCGUUACGGUAUUUCGUUCGGUGAGCGCUGUUAUGACGGACUGAAGGAACUGCUGAAGGAUCUGCAGUUGAUUAAAGACAUUGCCAAGAUUCAGAAGGAAAGUGGCACUGAGGAUCCGAUUUUGGAAGGUUUAGCGUACACUGAACUGGAUGAAAACAUAGCUGAUGCCUUGGUUCCACUGGUAAAACUGAUGGACGACGGGACUGGACCGAAGAAUUACACCGAAAAUUACCGCCCAUCGGAUGCUGAAUGGAACGGAGCUAAAGAACGUCUAUUGGAACUGCGCAUUGUGCAUGGUAUCUUGUUUGGGUUAGAAAAGCUGGGAAUUGAGCAAGCUCUGGAAAUGGAUGUGGAGUCUUAUUUAAUGUUGCAUGAGAAUCGUAUUCGUGGAAAUGUUGGGCGCACUAUUGCAGCGGAUAAUUGUUGACGUGUUAAAUUGGUUAGCAAUAUAAACCGGCACUACUUGUUUUCAUAUUUUUAUUUCAAUAAACGCUUGCAUAUUUGCCAAAGCAGAGCCCCAUCAAUCAUGUUUGUAUUUAU